UAAAGCUGUACCUUAUAAUGCUCCUUCUGGAGGUUCUCAGAGUUUUGGACCAGGAGGAUCAACUUACCAAGUACCAGCUACAAGUCAAGGAUAUCAACAGGGUCAACCUUUUCCGCCCGCUGGCUGUUCACCGUCUCCAACUCCAGGAGUUGCUCCGCCAACAUCCGGAGGACCAAAUCCAUAUUCUCGUGGUCCUCAGGUCGGUUAUCCUCGUCCUGUUGCAAAUUAUCAACAAGGAUACCAACUAUUUACUGAAAACAUUUUAUUUUUCAGUAAAGCUGUACCUUAUAAUGCUCCUUCUGGAGGUUCUCAGAGUUUUGGACCAGGAGGAUCAACUUACCAAGUACCAGCUACAAGUCAAGGAUAUCAACAGGGUCAACCUUUUCCGCCCGCUGGCUGUUCACCGUCUCCAACUCCAGGAGUUGCUCCGCCAACAUCCGGAGGACCAAAUCCAUAUUCUCGUGGUCCUCAGGUCGGUUAUCCUCGUCCUGUUGCAAAUUAUCAACAAGGAUACCAGUGACGUCUCUUGCCAAGAUACUAUAUAAGUCAAGAUUUGGGCUGUGUAACUUCUAAUGAUACAAUCAAAUGAGCAUAUGUACUCAUUUUAUUGUUAAGUUUAAAUAAACAGUUUUGUAUAGGAUUUUGCAUCUUGCAGUUUUCUGUUUGUUCUUUUCUGCAUCAAUUUUUAUAGAUAUAUUAAAUAUAAAAAUUAUUAUUGGUAUAUUAAAUAUAAAAAUCAUUCCAUGUUAAAUUAUAUACUACAUUGAUAUUGUGUAAAAUGGUAUUGCAUGAGAAAGAAUAAAGGUAUAUAAAGGUG
Messenger RNA from Centruroides sculpturatus (bark scorpion), 817 nucleotides. Its product is annotated as proline-rich protein HaeIII subfamily 1-like. The annotation marks the transcript as partial. The transcript has 2 exons. Lineage: Eukaryota; Metazoa; Arthropoda; Arachnida; Scorpiones; Buthidae. The record is from RefSeq and is a predicted model, not a curated record.